Messenger RNA from Drosophila kikkawai, 1385 nucleotides. RefSeq names its product nucleolin. Lineage: Eukaryota; Metazoa; Arthropoda; Insecta; Diptera; Drosophilidae. The record is from RefSeq and is a predicted model, not a curated record.
AGCCAUUUCCAAUUACAUAAUUAGGGCUUUGACCGAGGGCCAAGAAAGGGGAGACCUAACGAUCUUGUAAGCUGUUUUGCAUACGGCAUAUCGCCAAAUGGCGCUAAUGGGUCCAGUAAACAGAUCUUAGCUUUGGACACAAAUCAAUGGAUUUAUGAAAGAAGCUACCAGAAAGCCGAAAACAGUCCGACAGAAAAUUUAAAUAAAUGAUUUCGGUUUCUUUGGAGUCAGUCUCUCCAGCGACCUGGUAAACAAAAGAAGUCGGACAAAAGAAAAAGAGAUGCGAUAGAGCUGCUGGAGAAAGAAACCCAAGAAGAGAGCUCUGGGGCUGCAGAGACCAAGCCAGAGAGCAGAGCUCUCGGGAUCGAAUCGGAUCGCCUUGUUUACUUGCCUCGCCUCGCAUCGCAUUUACUUUCAUUUUUGAGGGGGCUAUAAAAAGCGAAAGCAGAGCGCUGGAUUUGCUCAUAAAGACCGCAAAACUGCAAAAGUCCACUACGGAAUCAGCCCCGAAAAAAGGAUUAGCACCAUGGUUAGACCCAUCUACCUGGCCCUCGCUGCCCUGCUCGUCUUGGCCUGCUCUGUGAGUGCAGCUCCCGUGGCGGAGUCCGAGAUCGAUGCCAGUCCCGAGUUCCCAGCCUCAAGGCAGGCUGUGCCGGAGAAGGAGGAGGAGGAGCAGGUCCACAAUUCAAGUGCGGACAGCAGUGAGGAGCAUGAGGAUGACGAUGAGGAUGAGGAGGGAGCCCACAAGGCAGCCGAGAAGAGCAAGGAGGAUGAUGAUGAUGAUGACGACGAGAACGACGACGACGAUGACGAUGACUCCCUGAUAAGACGACGUCGUGAGGCGGAGACCACCGAGGAACCGGCGGAGGAGACAGCCACUGAAACUCCCACCGAGGACCAGAAGGUGGAUGCCACCACAGCUGCGGCACCUGUGCGGAAGCCAGUGCUUGUGCUCAUCCGCGACGCCCUGAAGAAGGUCACCACCGACCUGCCUACCGCCCAGGUGGCCAACAAUGCCCUGCAGUACUUCCAGCAGUUCGAGCACUUCAUCCAGCAGGCCAUCGAGGAGGUAAUUGGUGAUGAUGACGAUGAGGAGGAGACCCCGGUGACCAUAAUCCCGCAGACGGAAGCGGAAGCAGGAACGGAAUCCAUUGUUGAGGAGAUCAAGAAGCCCGAAGGAGAGAGAGCCCGGAAAAGAGUCCAGAGGUUGUGGCACCCCUUGAAGUUCCCGAGAAGAUGCCUCAGGUCACUGAGUCCACCUCCUCCACUUCUGCUCCCCUGAGCAAUGCUGUCUAGUUCACGGAUCAAGUUCCACGCACCUUUUCUCAGCUAUUUAUUGUCAAUUAUUUAUUGCUAGCUAUAAUAUAUGUACUAAAUAUGCCAUA